Sinocyclocheilus anshuiensis is the source of this 3500-nucleotide messenger RNA. Its product is annotated as putative FERM domain-containing protein FRMD8P1. The transcript has 10 exons. The record is from RefSeq and is a predicted model, not a curated record. Bases 173 to 1588 code for a protein of 471 amino acids. Gene Ontology annotation, cellular component: cytoskeleton; plasma membrane. NCBI's taxonomy places the organism in Eukaryota, Metazoa, Chordata, Actinopteri, Cypriniformes, Cyprinidae. Gene Ontology annotation, biological process: negative regulation of canonical Wnt signaling pathway.
ACUGGUGGGCGCUGUUUUGAGAUCAUUAUCCAGCUGCCGUCAUACUCUCAGCUUUUAUGUAACUUAACUUAAUCGCUCCCAAAUACUACUGCUUUUUCUGCCUGUUUUCAUCAAGACAGAAGCUUCUGAAACUAAGGACAGUGUCUCGAAGUAGUGUUUGUUUCUGGAUUAGAUGGAGGGAGAUGGUGACGACUUCCCCCCUGAGCCGUCAGAGCACUCUCAUUCCCAGCGAGGAAGUGUGGCUUCUUCAGUCACCAGAGCUCAGGAUUUGUUGGUGUACUUGGCGAGCAACAGUGCAGUUCACUUGACUUUGGAGGGUCUCAGCUGUAUGAGUGCGCAGGAGCUCGGCCGCAAUGUCCGAGAAGCUCUCAACAUUCCCAAUUCUGCCGUAGAUGUGUUCGCUUUCUGGUUCUGCUCUCCUUUGCUUGACCUGCAGUUGAAGCCGAAACAUUUGCCAUACAAGCUGUGUCGUCAGUGGCAGGACCUGCUGUACCGCUUUACCGAGGCCCCCCCAGAAGACAUUUCUCAAGAUGAGCCAUGUCUUCUGUACAAAAGAAAUGUUUUUUAUCCCAGGUCAAAAGAACUUCAGAUUGAAGAUGAAGGAGUGUUGAGGCUACUUUAUGAUGAGGCCCAGAUGAAUAUUUUGGAGGGUCGUUACCCCUGUGACCCAGAACACUGGCUGACAUUGGGAGCUUUGUCCUGUGCCAUUGAGCUGGGGACUGGACUUGAUGACCAGGCUCUAACAGUGGCAAUCAGAGAGAAGAAGCUGUCAUCAUUCCUACCGGCCCACGCUGCAUUAGGAGGAGGAGGUUUUCUGUCCACACUGAGGGGGAGAGGCGGGAGGAAUGCAGAGAUGGAGCAAAAUCUUAUAAAGGAGUAUCGUUCAGUCUGCUCCUCUGCUGCCACUGGCUCCAGUCUGGAGCCCAUUGCUCUGCUGCACCAGUACCUCAGGAGCUGCCACACCCUGCCUUACUACGGAUGUGCUUUUUUCAUGGGUGAGACAGACAAGCCAGCCCAGGGUCUCCUUCACAGAGGUGGCCGUAAGGCUGUGAGUGUGGGCAUCAGUCUGGAAGGAGUGUAUGUCAUGGAUGUGAAAGAGAAGCACGUCCUCCUGGGUCUCAAGUUCAGUGAGCUUUCCUGGGAUCACAGCUAUCCAGAGACAGAGGGAGACUCACAUAUACUCUGGCUGGAGUUUGAUGGGGAGGAGGCUGGCAUGCCUGUCAACAAGUUAUUAAAGAUUUAUUCAAAACAGGCGGAACUAAUGAGUGGUCUUAUUGAGUUUUGUGUGGAGUUGCGCUCUGUUGGCGAGUCAGCAGCCGCUGGUACUGACGGUGAGGUCACACCUUCCCAAGAACCUACGGGUCGGGAAACCAAUGGGAAAACCCGAGAGCGACAGCAGGGGAAACUGCGCAGACAAAGCAGUGUGGUCUGUAGCCGAGUCCAUUCACUCAACACCAUCAGCUACGUUGAUGACGGCAAAGAGAUUAAACGUCUGAAGCCCAAAAGAGCUGCUUCUUUCUUCACGCGACACGCUCAGCCUCCCACUUACUCGGAGGUUCAGGUGACUGAAAGUUUGGAGCAAGGGUGAGCCCCGGCUUCAACACUGCCCUCUUCUGCCCGGUGACCAAAACUACAUCUGUCUAUUUAGAUCCUCAGAGACACGGUGCAAAACCAACUGAAUGGACCGAUCGGACCAAGAACACAGACUGAAGAGCUAAACCAGUAUUUAUAGAUAAUUUGUGCGUUAUGUCACAGGUUUAAGUUAAAGCUUUCUCUGUUGGCCGUUAAAAACUAAUGUGAAAUUUGCUUCAAUAAUGCUGUUCUGUUAAACUAACUUAAAGAUAUUUUGGUGCAAGUUCAAGACUAUGAGACACGAUCCGAAAGCUCUGUUUAGGUCACUGUUCUGAAUGUAGUUUCUACUAUGCAAACAUCAAACCAAACUACAUCCCAGUGGCUGUAAAUCAAGAGUACAGUAGUCCAGCACUUUAAUCCAUGUCACUAAUACUGCUUAAACUAGACCUGCUGCACCAAAGCAAACAGUCAAUGCCUCUAGUAUAGGACAACCGCUCCUAUAUGCAAAACCAGGGCUGCUGUCUGUGGCAAAGCAUUGCAAAGACAGCACAGACUGAGAUUAUGACAUUCUGUGCUACUUGUCUGCUGAAUGUGUGUAUUGUUUUUGCUGUCUUGUUUACUACAGGGCUUGUUUGCAUAUGCAGACUUCUUAUUUGUAACAAGAUUUUUUUGUGUGUUCAGUGGUGACCAAAGGUAAAUCAUGACUCGACACAUUGAGUGCAGUUGACUGUAGUAGUGGUCCCACUACCUUGUUGCUCUGGAGAAUCAUAUCUUUCUGAUGGUGUGCAUGUAAUGCACUGCUGAAAACAAUCCAGGUCAUAUGUGAGCAUAAUCUGCAUUUGUAAAGCAGAGAGAACUUUAUUUAAUACAUUGAAUCACCAGUUGUGUAGGUGCUUGAUGAUCAAUAGGUGAUGUAUGUCUGCUAUUUCUAUUUAGCGAUGCUUUUACAAUGUAUGAAACCCUAAGCGUUGUACUGUGUUUCCAGUCUUUUAGAGCUUGAAUGUACCUAACUGUAGGAAAUGUAUAUGAUUUUUUUUACUAAAAUAAUAUUAAUAGGGCCCGACAUUAACAAUUGUCCAUGACAGUUAGAAGAAAAAUGUCAAAGGAGGUUAUUUAAUCAUAACCUCUGAUUCUGAACGUCCAGUUAUUCACCCUGUGGCAUCAUUACCAAACAAUUUGGGAACUUUACUGAUGGUCUGAAUUGUGAAGAAUUACUAAAUUAAUGAAUUUGUACAUUAUACCUCCUGUUUUGGUAAUUAAUGUCAAUGCACUGCUUUUUUACAAAUGACUUAAUUGUUCUUAAACGUUACAGUACCUGUCAAAUCUUAAUGUCAAGCCCUACAUUAACAGGUCAUCAGUUACCUGACACAAUUCUGUAUUUAUCAAUGCAUGACAUCUGUUGUCUUGAAUUGAUUUUGUGGUGUGCAUGUUUCUUUACCUGCUUACACUCGAUCACAUUUAAAAGUGUGGAAAAUGAAAACUUUGGCAUAACAAGCUGAACUGUGAAAGGAAAACGGCCAGCUGAAUGGUGCAAAACGAUCAGUACACCCACUGCAUUUCUGUAUUUAUGCAAAACGCUUGUCAAGAUGAUAAUCCUAAAAGGCUUAGUCCCAGACCUUCUGUACCAUAUUAUAUUUUCCACUCUAAAGCUAAUCCAAUGUUUAUAUUUCAGGCUGAACAUCUGUCACACAUAUGUACCUACUAACUGUGCUGUAGAUAGUCCCAUCUGUGUUAUAGAAAUACUGAAUCUGUCGAUACUAAUUUAAAGUGCCUUUUUUACAUUUAAUCUGUUGCUAGAGUUUUGCUGUCAUCUGUCUCUUGAAAUUGUAUCUCCACUACCUUUUGUUGUUUAUGAGGUUUUAUACACAAAUUUAUAAAAUGUGUAAAAUGAACUAAAACCGUUUAUAUGCAACAUUAAACCUUUUUAU